This is a messenger RNA of Lachancea mirantina, 675 nucleotides long. NCBI's taxonomy places the organism in Eukaryota, Fungi, Ascomycota, Saccharomycetes, Saccharomycetales, Saccharomycetaceae. The record is from the annotation of a GenBank genome assembly.
AUGAGCAACUCAAAGAGAAGAAUAGAAACAGAUGUGAUGAAACUUUUGAUGAGUGACCAUGAAGUUGAACUGGUAGACGAUAAUAUGCAAGAGUUCCAUAUCAAGUUUCAAGGUCCUAAGGACACACCCUACGAGAAAGGCUUUUGGAGGCUACACGUAGAACUUCCGGACAACUACCCCUACAAAUCUCCCAGUAUAGGGUUCGUGAACAAGAUUUUCCAUCCUAAUAUCGACGCAGCGUCAGGAUCUAUAUGUCUUGACGUGAUCAACUCGACGUGGAGUCCGCUGUACGACCUUAUAAACAUCGUAGAAUGGAUGUUACCGGGUUUGCUUAAGGAGCCGAACGGGAGCGAUCCGCUCAACAAUGAAGCUGCCACGUUACAAUUGAAGGACAAAGAGCUGUACGAACAGAAAAUACAAGAAUAUAUUGACAAAUAUGCGACUCGUGACCGCUACGAGGCCAUGUUCGGGGUCAAGGACCCUGACGACGAAUAUGACGGCGACGACGUUGACGACGAUGGGUUUGGAGACGAUGCCGACGACGCCAUGAGUGAUUUGGAAGAUGGAGAUUUGAGUUCCAGUGACGAAUUGAGUAAUAUCGAGCUUUCGGACGGUGACGACGACAACGACGUCGACGACGAGAUGGAUCUUUCCGAAGGAAGUCUUGCAACCUGA